Lepus europaeus (European hare) is the source of this 1078-nucleotide messenger RNA. Its product is annotated as phytanoyl-CoA hydroxylase-interacting protein-like. The record is from RefSeq and is a predicted model, not a curated record. Bases 1 to 837 code for a protein of 278 amino acids. The transcript has 4 exons. NCBI's taxonomy places the organism in Eukaryota, Metazoa, Chordata, Mammalia, Lagomorpha, Leporidae. Gene Ontology annotation, cellular component: cytoplasm.
AUGGCUGCUUGUGGGCACCUCAACCUGGCAGAGAAUGGAGGCUAUCUUAAACCUGUCACCUUCUGCUUGCACCUUCCUCACAUAACUGGUGAGAAAACAUUUAAGGUGUGCCUGAAGAGACCAGCAGGCAAUUCCAACUACCUAGAAAUUACUUUCUUGGAGCUCAAGGUAAGAGGUAGACCUCUCCAUAGAAAAGUUCAUCUAACACAGCUGUUGGAGAAGGCUGAAGUGAUUUCAGGACGUAUGCUUAAAUUUUCAGUUUUUUAUCGUAACCAGCACAAAGAAUAUUUUGACUAUAUUCGAGAACAUCAUGGGAGCGCCAUGCAGCCCUCUGUCAAAGAUAACAGUGGCAGCCAUGGCUCUCCUAUUAGUGGAAAACUAGAAGGCAUCUUCUUCAGCUGCAGCACUGAAUUCAAUACUGGGAAGCCACCCCAGGAUUCACCUUAUGGAAGAUACAGGUUUGAAAUUGCAGCAGAAAAACUUUUUAACCCCAAUACUAACUUAUACUUUGGGGACUUCUACUGUAUGUACACUGCUUAUCAUUAUGUGAUUCUUGUUAUUGCCCCUGUGGGAUCACCAGGAGAUGAAUUUUGUAAGCAGCGUCUUCCUCAGCUCAAUUCCAAGGAUAGUAAGUUUUUGACCUGUACAGAAGAAGAUGGGUUGCUGGUCUACCACCAUGCCCAGGAUGUCAUUUUAGAAGUCAUUUACACUGACCCUGUGGAUCUUUCUCUGGGAACCGUAGCAGAAAUCACUGGUCAUCAGCUCAUGAGUUUGUCUACUGCAAAUGCCAAGAAAGAUCCCAGCUGCAAAACCUGUAACAUCAGUGUUGGACGUUAAUGCCCCCUUUUCUUAUUCUUACUCAGCCCUUUUUCUUCCCUUAGGAGAGUCAAUCUACUCUUGUCCAUUUUCAUUACCAGAUGUUUCCACUGAAGCAUGCACAUGCCGCUAUCACCAAAUGCCAACUAUCACUUUCCAAAUUUCAUUCAGAACCAUUUUAGUGUUUCCUAUUUCCCACCCUUCCCACCACUUUCAAUGAUGAAAUAGCCUAAGUUCUCCUUCUGACACUUUAUUUGCCUAG